AUGUCUAAGGAUACGCAGAUUAAACGAUUAUCAGCUUUGGUGGAAACUUGCUUCGAUAAACUUUCAAAAUACAAUAAUGCAAGUGAAGAAUUCGAAAAAAGAAAAAAGCAUGCAUCAUCGUCAAGUACUAAAUCGACAACAGGCGCCACAAUUCUAAAAAAUUCUCAACAAUUACAAACAGAUGGAGAAAAUAUACAGGAAGCGGCGAUAAUAACACCACCCCCAUUAGAUAAUUUUCCUCUUCCUCCUCCCGAUAAUAGUGAUAAUGAUGCUGAUGAUAAUCGAAAAUUUAGCAUUUUUCGAAAUUCAAUACUAUCAAAACUCGGUCUAAAUCGGAACAUGCAAGACGAAGAAAACGAUGACACUAUUAAAUCAAAACGAAAAGAGAGAUUAGGAAAUCAAGCAAAAGAGAUAGCACAGCAAUUGUUACGUCGGUAUAACCAUCAUUUCGCUUCAUUAGAGACAUUUUUUACCGCCUACAUGACAAAACUUGAGCAAAGAUAUACAAAGAAUACGAAUUUUCCUCCCGUUUGGGAAAAUACCGAUAUCCCAAUGCAUCCAGAGACUGAACAACAGCUGGUCGCGGCGUUUGAUCAAUAUUCUUCUACUGUAUUAGCAGUUGACGGAAUUUAUUGGCGAGCUGAUAGUCUAAGGCAACAUAGUUUUUAUGUUAAAAAGAAUGGAAAAUGGUUCAUUGAGGGAAUAAAUCGUAUCCAAGCGAGAGCAUUUGACUAUCUUGCACAAUAUGAUAGGAUCAUUGCUUUGGCACCGGAAGGCACAAGUGGAGUUGUAUUAAUGCCAUUAAAAAUGAGAGAAAAGGCGCAAGCAAAACGGAAAGAAAAAAAUGUUAAAAACCUUUUUUGUGUUAAUCCAAAGAAUUUAGACACUUAA
Molecule: messenger RNA, 891 nt
Organism: Ambispora leptoticha
Lineage: Eukaryota; Fungi; Glomeromycota; Glomeromycetes; Archaeosporales; Ambisporaceae
Source: the annotation of a GenBank genome assembly